Uranotaenia lowii is the source of this 876-nucleotide messenger RNA. RefSeq lists its product as uncharacterized. The transcript has 5 exons. Gene Ontology annotation, cellular component: eukaryotic translation initiation factor 4F complex. Bases 1 to 876 code for a protein of 291 amino acids. The record is from RefSeq and is a predicted model, not a curated record. Lineage: Eukaryota; Metazoa; Arthropoda; Insecta; Diptera; Culicidae. Gene Ontology annotation, molecular function: RNA 7-methylguanosine cap binding; translation initiation factor activity. Gene Ontology annotation, biological process: translational initiation.
AUGGCUGGCGAAACCGAUGAGGAGGUUGAGCGACGACCGGAGAGCGCCGAGCAAAAUCAUACCAAGCAGUACGGCAUCGUCGAUCCGGAUCGCAUCAUCAAGAAUCCGCUGCAAUUCCAGUGGACGCUCGGGUAUCAGGAACCGGAUAAGAACAUGUGGGAAGACGAGAAGAAUUUCCGCGGCAGCCGGUGGGUGAUCAACGUGCUCCGGCAGCAGCGCCACGAAUUGGACAAACAUUGGCUGGAUAUGACAUUGUGGCUGAUCGGCAAGGUUGUCGAUAAUCCUGAAGAAAUUUGCGGUGCCGUCGUGAACAUUCGCCAGAAGAUGGAUAAAAUUGCGAUUUGGACCUCCACCGUCAUGAACCGGAACGCGCCGAUGCCGGAGAAAGCUACGCGGCAGUGUGCGAGCACCAAAUUGGACCGCAAAAAGUGCCUUUUUGGAUAUCCGGAGAGCCGUUGGAGCAUCCAGCAACACGCAAACCGCGUGCUCCAGGAUUUGCCGUGGAAAAGCAGGAAACCGUUCCAAAACGUGGUCUGGCGAAGGCCAAAGAAAGGAGGCUCGGAACCGGUAUCUCGGCUGGUAAAGACGGCUGAAGUGAAGGCUCGAGGAGCCAAUAAUAUCAACAUUUCCUCGCCACAAAAUCCGCCUACAAAAGGAGCUAGUGAGAAGACGGUGCGAACCCUAGCACUUACAAGGCCACGAAUCCAAAUCGUCGGUAGGCAAAGGCAUCAGUCGGAAGAGCGAGACAGAGCCACACAUCCACGUGUGGCUCUUUUUUCCCCCCUCACCUCAACUGCCUUCCGGCGCGGCAAUCUCGGGCGAGCCGAAGAAAAUCAGCAGCCCCCUGGUAGACCCCAGGAGGCGCCACAAGUGUAG